Molecule: messenger RNA, 500 nt
Organism: Symbiodinium necroappetens
Lineage: Eukaryota; Dinophyceae; Suessiales; Symbiodiniaceae
Source: the annotation of a GenBank genome assembly
AUGGAUGGAUGGAUAGAUGUCCAUCUAUGGUAUUAUGACUACACUAUUUGUUCUUUCCUUCGCUGUGCGUUUACCAGGCUCGGGGGCCUCGCCGGCGACACCGAGAACUCCGAGGGGCCCGUCACCGUCCUGGAGGAGCCCACAAGCCGAGACAAGGACGGCAAAGGCCAAAAGGAAGGGAAGGACAAGGGCCCUUUCACAGAGAAGCCGGGCAAAGGGAAAGGCAAGGAGGGCAAGGGCGAGGGCAAAGGCGAAGGCAAAAGCCUGGAGAGCGAAAGCGGCUGGAGUUGCGAUGCCGAGAAGCUGCUUCGAUUGGUGAAGCGCCUGGGCCCCCGAAACCCCAACCUCUGCUCCAGUGCCUUCCUGAAAUCCUUCUUCCACGACCUCCGCCUCCCCCAGCUCCGCAUCAGCCAGCUCGGAGAGGAGCUGCUGGGCUUCUCUCAGCUCACGUCCCUGGACGUUUCCCGGAACUCCCUGGCGGACCUCCCCUACCUGCCGCC